This is a messenger RNA of Phlebotomus argentipes, 1138 nucleotides long. RefSeq lists its product as uncharacterized. Bases 83 to 949 code for a protein of 288 amino acids. The record is from RefSeq and is a predicted model, not a curated record. NCBI's taxonomy places the organism in Eukaryota, Metazoa, Arthropoda, Insecta, Diptera, Psychodidae. The transcript has 3 exons.
UGAAAUUUAUUAGGCAAGUCAGUCUAGCUUGUUACUUCGUUGGCAGUGCAUCGCGGAGCAGAUCAUCACAUUAACAACAAAAAUGAACUUCACGUGGGUUCCUUCGUCCUUGUACGGCGCCAUGCCGCCGAACGCCGUCUUCGCGGGAAACGACUCAGACGGCUCGACGAUCUACGUGGGACGCACCUUCCACGAGGGCGACCAGCUGCCGGCCAAAGUCAUCCCCAGCAAACAGGCGGCCUACGUGAGCCACAACGGCAACGAGAUCCUGAAGCACCACGUCGAGGUGCUCGUGGGCACUGGCUUCACGUGGAUUCAUUCCAGCAACGGCCACGUGCCGCCGAACGCCGUCAAGGCGGGCCAGACCAUGCACGGUCAUCCCCUCUACGUGGGCCGCGCUCACCACGAGGGUAGCUUGACUCCCGGCAAAAUCCACCCGACCCACGGCUGCCUCUACUUCCCGUACGGUGGCGCUGAGCAGAGCACGCUGCACUACGAAGUGCUGAUCGGCCAGCCGUCUUCUCGCUGGCUUCCGACGUCUGCUCACGCCGGAGUGCCCCCAGAUGCUGUUCUUGGCGGCCAUGACACUGACGGAGCGCCCAUCUACGUCGGCCGGGCUUUCCACGAGGGUGACCAGCUGCCGGCCAAAGUAAUUCCCAGCAAGCAGAUCGCGUACGUGAGUCACAACGGCCAGGAGAUUCCCAAGCACCACUUCGAGGUGUUCUGCCACACGAGCGUCAGCUGGGUUCCCUCGGGACACGGCAGCGUGCCGCCCAACGCCGUGCGCGCGGGAAACACCGCCACGGGGGAGUCUCUCUACGUGGGGCGCACCUUCUACCAGGGCAGCCUCACGCCCGGCAAGAUACACCCGAGCCACGGUUCUCUCUACAUUCCCUACGGCGGCGCCGAGAUUCCCUUCAAGAACUACGAAGUGCUGAUCGAGAAUUAGGAGACUUUCGGCAAUUCAUUCAUGUCUUCUGAGCGAAUUGUAAAUAAAGGCAAUCAUUGCACUGAAACGGUCGCAAAUUCACAUUUCUCUAAUUGCAAGAUAAGAAUUUUGAGAAAUGCAAAUACAGUGUGGAAAAAUUUCUGUCUCACUGAUAGUGCGAAAUGCCUCAAUAAAGUGACGUAAAUUGAA